AUGAUGGAAAGUCAUUUGGCAUUACAUUGUGAUAAAGCUCUGAAUCAUUUAGUUACCUAUUAUCUUUGUUUAAUUGCUAAGAAAGUUAAAAAACUUACUUCAGAUAGUGAUGAUCAAUAUGAAA
Cetraspora pellucida is the source of this 124-nucleotide messenger RNA. The record is from the annotation of a GenBank genome assembly. NCBI's taxonomy places the organism in Eukaryota, Fungi, Glomeromycota, Glomeromycetes, Diversisporales, Gigasporaceae.